Messenger RNA from Talpa occidentalis (Iberian mole), 1906 nucleotides. Its product is annotated as ornithine decarboxylase-like. The record is from RefSeq and is a predicted model, not a curated record. NCBI's taxonomy places the organism in Eukaryota, Metazoa, Chordata, Mammalia, Eulipotyphla, Talpidae. Gene Ontology annotation, molecular function: ornithine decarboxylase activity. Bases 173 to 1555 code for a protein of 460 amino acids. Gene Ontology annotation, cellular component: cytoplasm. The transcript has a single exon.
CUCCAUGGGGCCGGCCCGCGGCGGCCGCGCGCUCUGAGAUCUUUUCCACCGCUGCCCCCGCGUGCACCUGUGUCCACAGCAGGGCUUGGAAGGCCUGGACGAUUGCCGUUGUGAAGAGCUGGCAAUAAUAUAAAUUCCAUCUCUUAGUUUUCCAUAGGAACGUCCAGAAACCAUGAACAGCUUUAGCAAUGAAGAGUUUGACUGCCAUUUCCUCGAUGAAGGCUUUACUGCCAAGGACAUUCUGGACCAAAAAAUUAAUGAAGUUUCUUCUUCUGAUGACAAGGACGCCUUCUAUGUUGCCGACUUGGGAGACAUUCUGAACAAACAUCUGAGAUGGUUAAAAACUCUUCCUCGGGUCACCCCUUUCUAUGCCGUCAAGUGCAAUGACAGCAGAACUGUAGUGAAAACCCUCGCUGCCACCGGGGCCGGAUUUGACUGUGCCAGCAAGACUGAAAUACAGUUGGUGCAGGGUCUCGGGGUGCCUCCAGAGAGGAUUAUCUAUGCAAAUCCUUGUAAACAAGUGUCUCAGAUUAAGUAUGCGGCGAAUAACGGAGUCCAGAUGAUGACCUUUGACAGUGAGGUGGAACUGAUGAAAGUGGCCAGGGCACAUCCAAAGGCAAAGUUGGUCUUGCGGAUUGCCACGGAUGAUUCCAAAGCUAUCUGUCGCCUCAGUGUUAAAUUUGGUGCCACACUUAAAACCAGCAGGCUGCUUCUGGAACGGGCGAAGGAGCUAAAUAUUGACGUCAUUGGUGUCAGCUUCCAUGUGGGAAGCGGCUGCACGGAUCCUGAGACCUUCGUGCAGGCCAUCUCAGAUGCCCGCUGUGUCUUUGACAUGGGGGCUGAGGUUGGCUUCAACAUGUGUCUGCUUGACAUUGGGGGCGGCUUUCCUGGAUCUGAGGAUGUAAAGCUUAAAUUUGAAGAGAUCACCGGUGUCAUCAACCCAGCCCUGGACAAGUAUUUUCCGGCAGACUCUGGAGUGCGGAUCAUCGCAGAGCCAGGCAGAUACUAUGUUGCAUCUGCUUUCACGCUGGCUGUUAACAUUAUUGCCAAAAAACUUGUGUUGAAGGAGCAGACAGGCUCUGAUGAUGAAGAUGAGUCAAGUGAACAGACCUUUAUGUAUUAUGUGAAUGAUGGCGUCUACGGAUCGUUUAAUUGCAUCCUUUAUGAUCAUGCGCACGUGAAGCCCCUCCUGCAGAAGAGACCCAAACCAGACGAGAAGUACUACUCCUCCAGCAUAUGGGGCCCGACCUGUGACGGCCUCGACCGCAUCGUGGAGCGCUGUGAGCUGCCGGAAAUGCACGUGGGUGAUUGGAUGCUCUUUGAAAACAUGGGUGCGUACACCGUGGCUGCAGCUUCCACGUUCAACGGCUUCCAGAGGCCCACGAUCUACUAUGUGAUGUCAGCGCCAAAGUGGCAACUGAUGCAGCCGACCCCGAACCACGGCCUCCCCCCCGGAGGCGGAGGAGCAGGACCCGAGCAGCUCGGUGCGGGUGUCCUGCGCCCAGGAGAGCGGGAUAAAGCAGCCCCCGGCAGCCUGCGCGUCCGCUCGUAUUAACGUGUAGGCAUGCUCUGUAGCGCUUACCUGCGAGUUUAGCUGGAAUUAAGGGAUUCGGGGGACCAUUUAACUUAACGACUGCUAGUUUUGAAAUGUCUUUGUAAGUAGGGUUGGCACAGAUGCAACAAUAUGGAAGACUAGGAGAUGGGGUCACGCUUAUCUGUGUUCCUAUGGAAACUAUUUGAAUAUUUGUUUUAUAUGGAUUUUUAUUCACUUCACACAUGCUACUAAGAAUGCCCCUCAGCUGCUGAGCAAGCGUUUGUAGCUUGCGCAUUGGCAGAAUGGGCCAAAUGCCAAGUGUUGUGACCCGUUUUAAAAAUAAAGUAUCUUGAAAUAAAAAAAAAAAAAAAA